GGUACAGUCAGUCAGAGCGCAGAGGUGAAAGCUCAGUGUGACAGUGUGUGUGAUCUCUCCUCUCCUCUCCUCUGUGAGAGAACAUGGGACAAAUUUGGGUAUCCGAGAGCAUUUACAGCACAAGCAAUAAUAUCCAGCGGCUCGGAUUCUCGUUUAAUAAUCCCUCACCUUCCGCCGCCUGAUAACGCUCAUAGAUCCCGAGACGCGACGCGUGAACCUUCAUCAAUCUUUGUUAUUCAGAGGAAAACAGAAAAGGAGCCGUGACGCGCUAGCAUCGACUGCUCAAGCUAACUCCAGCGCGACUGUGGAUAUCCUUCUUGAUUUCGUCAGCCUAACGUUUCUUUCUCUCAUUUCACCAGGGAUAUAUUGAAACCGUGAGGAGUUUAUGCUGGACUAGAGAAUUAUGGUAUAAAAUCAAUGUUUUGCGCCUGUUGUUGACUCGCUAGGCUCAUAGCUAGUAUCGCUAGCCGAUGCUGUGUUACUACAUCUAAACAACGGCUCAUCUUAAUUGGGUUUUAAUUAGUUUUACGAUAACAAAUAUACAUCCUUAUUAGUAAUUUUGUCAUAACCGUGCAGGUGGUUUCUAGAUAAAAUUGUAAUGAGAUUAUUUCUUUGUGUUGACAGCUUGGCAGGCGCAUGCUAACAAUGCACUAGCUCGAUAGCUCAAUUGCUUUUCUAUCAUAUCAAUAACUUGCCACGAUGAGGUAAAUGUUUUUUUUACGUGUGUUCUUUUCAUUUUGUAUCAUUAACGAUGAUUUGAGCUCGUGUGAAGAAAUGUAAACAACCUAGCGGUUCAGUUUGCCAGCCAUUGAAGCAUCUGUACACUGAUAUUAUUUUAAGACUGGAAGAGUGAAUACGACUGGAUAUUUUAAAGACUAAACACUUCUGGGUCUGGACUGGAAGGGAGGGAAAUGGUUUGAUUUGGUCUGUCUGCAGAUCUGGCCUUGCACCCUUUCAAAGAUAGACCUGACACAAGAGACUCAUAGACCCCCAGAGCUCUGGAGGAAUCAGAGAGGGACACACACGGUUGUCUCCUAUUCUUUGCUCUGGCUCUGAUGUGAGCAAACAUGGGCGCCCAGGGCAGCCCUGUGAAGAGCUACGACUACCUGCUCAAGUUCCUCCUGGUGGGAGAUAGCGAUGUGGGUAAAGGAGAGAUCCUGGACAGCCUUCAAGACGGAUCUGCUGAGUCUCCAUAUGCCUACAGCAGCGGAAUCGACUACAAGACCACCACGAUCCUGCUGGAUGGGCGGAGAGUGAAACUAGAGCUUUGGGACACUUCGGGACAAGGCAGGUUCUGCACCAUUUUCCGGUCGUACUCCAGGGGAGCGCAGGGGAUCCUGUUGGUGUAUGACAUCACCAACCGCUGGUCGUUUGACGGGAUAGACCGCUGGAUCAGGGAGAUUGAUGAGCACGCACCUGGUGUACCCCGUAUUCUUGUGGGUAACCGGCUGCACCUGGCGUUCAAGCGACAGGUCCCCACAGAACAGGCACGGGCGUACGCAGAAAAGAACGGCAUGACGUUUUUCGAAGUGAGCCCUCUCUGCAACUUCAACGUCAUCGAGUCGUUUACAGAGCUGUCGCGCAUCGUGCUGAUGAGGCAUGGCAUGGAGAAGUUCUGGAGGCCCAACAGAGUAUUCAGUCUGCAGGACUUGUGCUGCCGUGCCAUUGUGUCCUGCACCCCUGUGCACCUAAUCGAUAAGCUGCCGCUUCCUGUGGCCAUCAAGAGCCAUCUGAAGUCAUUCUCCAUGGCGAAUGGCAUGAACGCCGUCAUGAUGCACGGACGGUCCUACUCACUAGCCAACACCGCCGGAGGCAGCAAAGGCAACAGCCUCAAACGCUCAAAAUCCAUCCGGCCGCCUCAGAGUCCGCCACAGAACUGCACCAGGAACAACUGUAAGAUCUCCUAGCCUCUGGGCACAGGGGCGGGGCCGCCCCCCUCCCUUCCCUUACAUAACACUCAGGUGCACACGGACAAACACACAAGGAAACCGACACAAGGCUGGGCCGAUGACGCAACAGAGGUGUGGCGCCUCCCGGUGUGUGGAGAGCAGGAUGUGAACACUUCCUGCCACCACAGACGGCUACAUUUCUCCCCUCACAUUGCUGCAGUACAGUUGAUUCCUCACUCACAGGUCGUGAAUGAGAACAAACCCAUCGUCAGACUCUGAUUUUGUUGUAGUGACCACCGACAGCAUGUUUCCUACCACGCUAGCGCCCUCUGCUGGAGAGUUCAUGCCGCUCUAACCCGGCGUUGGCUGAGAGGCCUCGUUUUGAAGUUGUUUUGUGGGCUUAUAAUACGCUUUGGUUGUGUUCUCUUUUGCUCAUACUCAUUAUGCUCAGUGCUCUGCAUAUGGUGUUCCUCUUUUUUGCUCUUUGUAGGGAGGGACCUGUUCUCCCUGCAAAAACUGAAGUACCUCGGUCACAUGGUCUUGCAUGCUUACCAACAAUGAGAAGAGGGCUGAUGCGAAAUGACAUGUAGUGCUUACGUAUGAACUGAUGUAUUAAAAAUGUGAUUUGCACUGCAAAUUGGUGGUCUCUGAAUUUGCUGGUCGUUUGCACAAAGACUGUGUUGUUGAAUGUGGACUGUGGGACCACUAGGCUGAGAGCGACGGCACAAGCAUUUCCAGGCACCUUCUGUUCACAAUCUUUCCUCGCUGAAGAUCCAGAAAAUGCUGUUGUUGGGUCAGAACUGUCUUCUCCUUAAACACGGAUUACAGGAAAUUUCUCCUCGGGGGACAGUAUUGGGAAAGGUUUUUUUUUGUCUUUGUUUACUCGCGGCUUCUCCUCGCUUUCUCUGUUUUGCUUUUUCCUGCAUGUCUUGUGGGAUCAUUUGUCAUAUUUACAAUAGUUUUAAGCUUAUACUGUACUUGCCUCUCUUCUCAUGUCCAGAAUUCAAUACCACAACUGCCUUGCAGCCCGAUUUUCUCACUCAAACCAACACAUUUCAGUACUUUCCCUUUAUACUUUCCGUGCAGUUACAAGUUUCCACCCUUUUCUGGCUAAAAUGCACGAUGAUUUCAAAGUUUUCAGUGUUGCAGCAUGAGUUCAAAAGUCAGGUUUUUGCUCGAAGCCCUUUUAAUCUGCAUAUACAGCAUGGCUUCUCUAUAGAUGUAUGUCAGAAUGAAGGAUAAUGAUAAACCCAUUCAAGCUUGCUUCUAAAUAUCAAGCACAAACAAAACAAGUGGAAUCUACAGCACUUCCUUUUGCUUCUCCCAACGCAUUUCUUCCAGGUCUGAUGAGCUGUAGUUAUUGAAUAAUGGAUGCUCUUCAUUUCAUCAAACCUCCCAGCAGUCUUUUCCCCCUCUCUCCUCCACCCCUUCAUCUCAGGGAUGAGCCCUGGCCUCCAGCGGCAGACCUGCCCAAUGAAGCCGGUUUAAACCAGACUGAGCGACGGGAUGCCUGCAGGGGGCGUUUAAACUUGCCCAGAAGGCUGUGAGCUCUCGGUGUUUGACCUAUAAGCCUUUUGCAGUCGCUAUAGCUGAUAGAAUGAUCUUGGCACAUGUUGGCAGUUGUGCGUAUUGGUGUCCAUCUGUUGGGUGACGUAAAUACUAAAGGGUCCACAGAAGGUGUUAUUGCCCCCCCACCCCCCUCUUAAUCUUUGAAUCCCAAAAGGUAGUGGUAAUAGAAAUACUACAAAGAAGUGUUGUUUUAUUCCUUUUUGGGCACCUGUAGGUAUUAGUUUAACCCUCUCGCCUGAGAGCGAUGGUUGUUCUUCUUUGUUAUAUGCACAUCAUAUUGUGCAAAGAAAUUCUGUGACUUAGCAGGUUCCAUUUCAACUUUUGUGUAUUGUAAAGUGUUUUUCCUCUUUGUAACUGAAGCCUCUGAUUAUAUUUUAAACACGCUCAUGGUUUUUAAGUCGGGCAGUGUGAUGGGACCCUCCUGGUGUUGCCAAAGGGGUGGUUUCUUUAGUUCUGUGUGAACGGGAUAAAGGGAAAUGUGAUUUGGUGGAGCAGUAGGAACACAAUUGUAAACACUAUUUUCCUUUGGUUGAAGCUAAAAGCUGCCGAAUAACUUGCGUAAUUAUCAGAAGUUCUUGCAACAACAACGAAAAACUUUUUUUUUGUUAAAUUAUUGAUUGUACAGUUCUUAGUGUAUGAAAAGCAACAACUUUUUCACAAUAA
Messenger RNA from Sinocyclocheilus anshuiensis, 4121 nucleotides. Its product is annotated as ras-related protein Rab-40C-like. The record is from RefSeq and is a predicted model, not a curated record. Gene Ontology annotation, biological process: intracellular signal transduction. Gene Ontology annotation, molecular function: GTPase activity; GTP binding. The transcript is spliced from 6 exons. Lineage: Eukaryota; Metazoa; Chordata; Actinopteri; Cypriniformes; Cyprinidae. The coding region runs from base 1068 to 1907 and encodes 279 amino acids.